GUAGGGCGGUAAACUUCAUUAUUUCAUUUUAUUUAUGGAGCAAAAACGAGCCUGUGCUUUUGAAAUAAUUACAUCCUUAUGUUGGACAAGCAUUUAAACUGGAAAAUGUCGAUGCCAAACACCGAUUUGCAAGCUAGAUUCCAUAGGCAGGAGACGGUAGGGAGGACCUUAAAAAUUCACGCUCGAACGAAAAAUAAAAUGAACAACGAAACCAUUGGUCAUGCCUUGUCCAGCGAAAUGUCAGAGAGUAUUGAUCGAGCCAGCGAUAAAGUCAAAAGCACAGGCAAGCGUCAGUGCCCACCGAGAAAGCACCCGAAAAAAAAAACACGGGAACAGAAAACCAUUGAAAAGUUUCGGAACAUCGAUUUCUUUGGGCAGCGCGACAACAUACUAACGGUCCAGAACUUGGAGUUUCCGGACGCCAACAUCAAGCGCACCGAGAUGCACAAGCGUGAUGAAUGCGGUAAGAGCAUAAUCCGUGGCAAAGGAUGGGACUUCGCCAGCUCGAGCAAUUCUCACUUCAGACACGGCGUCGAGACGGUCAAGAUACGCAAGAAUGUUUGUUCUACCACCAGUACAGUGCAGAAUUUCCGGAUCGACAAUGUGCCUAAGACCAAACAGACGCGAACGGUUUUCGAGGACGAACCCGAUUCGGAGGAGCUUGUUGACUCGAUGCACGCGCGCUCGUCGCGUCCUCCCAAUUUUAAAGGCGAGGAGUGGAGACGCCCGUGCCCUGCCAGUUUUGUGGCCGGCGCAUCACGGCCCCGCAUUGGACGUUGCCCGAAAAACUACGAGCAGCUGGCCAAGCUGACGCCCGCCCGACAGAAAUUUUUCCUCACUCAGGAUCCGCGAAAGUUGCAAUGCCUGGUCAAUCCUGUGGCGAUGCGCCACACUCCGCUGACGAAGGAACAGGAGUUCAGUCUGAUCAGCAAGUUAGUCAAGCACGGGGAAAACCUCUGCGCCAGCACAGGAUCAGAGACCUCCGAUACGCACAUUUGCGAGGUGAUCGAUCUGCAGAAUCCCCUGAGAUUAGAUUUUCACGGCAUGGACUACAAGACCACUUACGAGCAGGAUGAGAUCGAGCAGCAGAACGCACUGACCUUCUGGCGCGUUCAGCGCUUUAUGGCGCGGCGAAAGGCGAAGAAGAACACCAAGGUGAACGUCGAGGCCGAGCUAAGGGCGGAGCGGCUGGCAGUGCCGCAACGCUACAGCACGAAGAUAAAGGACACGCCUGUUGAGGAGGUGUCGCCGCCCCGAUCGCCACGUCUUGUGCACUUAUAUCGGAGUCCGGACAAGCCGGCAAACCAGCUCAAGAUCGAGGAAGAGCGCAGGCGUCGAGCUGCUCGCUACAAGGAUAUCUUUCUGCGGAAGAAGCAUCGCGAAGAGGAGCAGCUUGAGGAGCGCCGAAAGCAGAAAGCGUCCGUCAAGGAAAUCGAGGGUCGGACAGUGGCCGAGGGCGAUCUGCGCGCCGACUUGGCGGUCAUCGAUGACGCCAUCGAACGCAGCUUCCGCAAGCAUGUUGAGCUCAAACCCGUCUUCCGGAAGCGGAAGGUCUUCCCCAAGACCCUCACCGAAACGGAGAGGCUGAAGUCGAUUAUGCACCGCGAGGACUGUGUAAGGCGUGACAGGGCCCAGGUGACACAGCAGUUCUUCCUGGAGCGCACUGGCAAACAAAAGUACCUUCCGGACGCGGAGCAGCAUCUGCGCUGCGAAGAAAGCAUCGAUGGUAGCGUGGGCUCCACACCCAGCGAGCAGAGCAGCGACGACGGGGACUACCUACAAGUGGGAAAAAUUGGCGACAAGUUUCAGCUGCGGGGCUUCCACUUUAAGCACGGAGACGGCCUACGCGGUAAGUUGCACCGGCACCAAAUUAUGCAGGGCCAGCGAACAGUGAAGGGAUGUCUUACGCGCGAGGAGUGGCUUAACCAGCUGGUGCCGCACAAGGAGCCCAUCAAGAUGGACGUGGAGCGCGGCAUUAUCAAGGUGGGUAAUCAUGGCAUCUGGCUUUAA
Drosophila suzukii is the source of this 2010-nucleotide messenger RNA. NCBI's taxonomy places the organism in Eukaryota, Metazoa, Arthropoda, Insecta, Diptera, Drosophilidae. The record is from RefSeq and is a predicted model, not a curated record.